AUGGAACUCAAUUCAAGCGAAAAACCGAUCACCGCAGGCUCCAUCUUGCCGGUUUCGACGACGAGCACUGAUGUCGAAUCCCUCGAGAAGCCUACCGAAGAGUGGAAGCCCCACAAGAAGGAGUGGUUCAUCAUGAUCAGUCUCUCCUUGAUCUCGCUCAUGGUCUCGCUUGACGCGACCAUCCUCGUUACUGUCCUUCCGGUACGUCACAUCCUCGUCCCGUUAGCCCUCAAUGGCACCUCCGUCGACGCCUUCUGGGCCGGGACUUCGUAUCUCCUUUCCAGCGCCGUCUUCCAGCCCGUCAUCGCUUCUGUUUCCGAGUUCUUCGGCCGCCAACAAAUGCUCCUCUUCUCCUUGACAUUCUUCACCGUCGGCACCGCCUUGUGCGCCGCCGCCAAUGACUUCACCGUCAUGCUGACGGGACGGACUAUCCAGGGCAUUGGCGGUGGUGGUAUAAUCACUCUCUGCCAGGUCAUCUUUUGCGACAUCGUCCCCUUGAGGCAGAGGCCAAAGUACUUCUCCAUCGUGCUCGGUGCGUGGUCGAUCGGCACUAUAGUCGGACCGGUUAUUGGCGGUGCGCUUGUAGAGCACACGACGUGGCGUUGGGUCUUCAUCAUCAAUUUCCCGUUCUGCGUGCUAGGCUUCAUCCUGGCUUUCCUCUUCGUACGGCUCAAUACCAUGGCCAAGAUGACUCUCGCGCAAAAGCUGAAAUCGACCGACUGGAUUGGCGCAGCGCUCUUUGUGGGCGGAAUGACGAGCUUCCUCAUCCAGUACAAGUGGGUCUCGGUACAGACCCUCGCUCCCAUCAUGAUAGGGCUCAUCGGCGUUGUGGUGUUCGUGGGCUGGCAGAUCUGGAUGAAGCCGAAGAGCUUGCUGCCCAUGUCGAUAUUUUAUUGCCCGUCGGCUCUCGCGGCCUUCUAUUGCGCGCUCAUGAGUGGGUUAGUCCUUUUUACCUCGUUGUACUACAUUCCCUUCUACUGCAUGAGCGUCCGAGGUGCAUCAUCCACGAAAGCCGGUAUCGACAUUUUCCCAGCCCUAUUCCUCUUUAUCCCGGGCUCCAUCAUCGUCGCGGGGCUGACUACUCGGCUUGGCCGAUUCAGAUGGAGUAUCUGGGUGGGCUGGGCUAUAAGCACACUCGGUUGCGGACUCAUGUUGCUCUUUGGCCUGCACACCACGACCGCCGUUUUCGCCAUCGUCCUUGCCGUUUUCGGCAUCGGUUCCGGGAUGGUUGUAACUGGCGUAAACGUCGGUAUUCAGGCUAUCUCGAAGGUCGAAGAUGCAGCGAUGGCGGCGUGUAUGUACGGGUUUAUGAGGAGCCUCGGAAUGCCUUUAGGCGUGGCUCUCUCGGGAACGAUCUUCCAGAAUGCGAUGUCCAACAAACUCUCUGCUUACGGCCUCUCGACAUCUAUCGCUCAAGACUCCGAGCGCUACGUGUACAUCCUGAGGACGCUGGACGAGACGACGCGCACACCCAUCCUAGAGUCGUAUAUGCACGGCUUCCGCGCGCUGUUCGUCAUGAUGACAUGCGUCUCUGCAAGCACGUUGACAGUCAGUCUGGUCAUCAAGAAGUUUGAUAUGAACAAGACCCUUCUGAGCAAGUACUCGGCGAGGUAG
Trematosphaeria pertusa is the source of this 1614-nucleotide messenger RNA. Its product is annotated as MFS general substrate transporter. Gene Ontology annotation, biological process: transmembrane transport. Lineage: Eukaryota; Fungi; Ascomycota; Dothideomycetes; Pleosporales; Trematosphaeriaceae. Gene Ontology annotation, molecular function: transmembrane transporter activity. The transcript is spliced from 4 exons. The coding region runs from base 1 to 1614 and encodes 537 amino acids. The record is from RefSeq and is a predicted model, not a curated record.